CUAACCUAAUCCUAAUUUCUUUCACCACUAAAGCCUCCCACGAGACGCACUUUCGCCCGUUGUUGUUGGAUCGAAUCUCUUCCUCCAAGAAGUCUUCAGAUUUCAUCAAGUUGGAGUAGUCGUCGAUGUCGCAGAGCCAGAAUCCAUCAACAUCGUCCUGUCGUGUCCACCCAUCAAGCAGCUGCAUCGUGAGAAGCAUCAGCAUCGAUAACCUUCCUCCCGCUGCCGUUUAUUAAGAUGCUCAAGAUAGGUCGUUACACGAAGAAAUCAAAGUUAGACUCAGUAUGUCAGCAAACUCAAACAGGAUCUGCUGCAGCUUCAUCCGUGCCCCAAGUGGAUGGCCUAAUUCCCCCUUCUGGUGGUACUGGUGCCGCCCUGACCUCAUCUUUACGCCCCUUUCGACCACCCGUACCGAAUCACCGCCUGCUCCACAGACUUGCACGAAUGGUGCUCAACACUCGGAACUGACUGAUGAAGACUUAGACCCAGAGGCAGAUGACGUAGAUUCUUUUGAGCAACACGUUGACAACAUAUUUGCUACAUUAGAGGCUCUGAAGCACAAGAGACGCAAGACCACCGAAUUUCGGGAUGUUAAAACAAUUGAGUCCGAUCGGACAAUCAAGCAACUUCAUUUAAAUGUAAGAGAGGCUAUGAAGCCACCUAAUGGUAGAAAAAUUGUACUCAGGUUCAACGAUAGACUACAACCAGUUGGAAAUGAAGCUAGUAUACUAAGCGGCGUUGUCAUAAUGCUAGGAUCUGACUUCACCAAAUUCCCAAUCUGUGAGAAAGACUGGAGAAAGGUUCGCUCUAGGGACAAGAUAUAUAACGAAUGUGUAAAGAUAGUGGAGGAAUUAUGAAGCGUACAAUAUUAAAAAUGCUAGGAAGGGCUUGGAAGGAGACGAGGAACCAUUUGUAUCAUUACUUUUACAAAUCAGAUCUGACUCUUGAACAAAAUAUUAAAGGCCGUCUAUCGGGAAUUACUGCGGAUCAUUGGAGAUGAUUCCUUGAUUAUCACAACAGUGAAGAAACAAAGCUCUUAAUUUUGAUGGCAUAACAGGAGAAGUGUAGGAAAAAUACUGAGAAUCGAUCGAAGCAAUUAUACACUCAUACUGGCGGAUCGAAAAGCUUGGCAAGGCUCGGAGAAGAAGAGGAAAAAGUUAAGAUUCACUUACUUUUUGAACCUUCUCUACAUAUACUUAUUCACUAUUUAAGCUAUAUUGUUGCAGUCGAAACGACAGGGGCGUCCAGUUAGUAGGGGGAGUUAUUUGUCUUAACGCACAAAUAAUCUAAUGGAUCCUAUCUCCAUGAUGCAGCUCGGGCUAUUGGUGUUAGUAAUGUGUUGAGAAUCGCUAUGUUGUUUCACAUAAGUUUUGUUUGUUAAAAUUAUGUUCAAAGUUUGUUCGGUUAGCAAUUAGCUAAUAAUUGCUUAUGUUCGCUUAUCUAACUGCGUAGGAAAGAAUUACAGAGAUUGAGCAACAUGAUGAAUCAUCUAGACUGUUGUCUCAGAAUGAUUCACUUGCUCAAACUCUUGGAAAGGAGCACCCAGGUAGAGUGCAUGGCAUGGGAAUCGGACCGACUACUAGUCAAGUGUUUGGUACGAAUUCACCUCAGCCGAGCAUUAGAACUCAAAGGGAGGAGACUCAAAGGGUGUUGCUUGAACUACAAGCAGAGCUGUCGGUUGACAAAUUAAAAAGGAAGGCAAUAGAGGAUGAAGUAGUAGCCGAGAAGACCAAAAGGCAAGCAAUGGAGAGUGCUCCGAUGUGUCUAGUUCAAGGGCAAGGUGGGGAGCUACCACCAGACCUGGCUCCAUGGAUGAAUUCAUUGGAGGAACAUAGUAGAGAGUAGAACUAAAGAUUUGAAAUUUAUUCUUUAAGAUAAAUAUACACUUUUUUAUUGUUGAUUAUGCAACUCUUAGU
Molecule: messenger RNA, 1916 nt
Organism: Arachis stenosperma
Lineage: Eukaryota; Viridiplantae; Streptophyta; Magnoliopsida; Fabales; Fabaceae
Exons: 5
Coding region: 285-857 (190 amino acids)
Source: RefSeq, a predicted model, not a curated record